Molecule: messenger RNA, 213 nt
Organism: Penicillium brevicompactum
Lineage: Eukaryota; Fungi; Ascomycota; Eurotiomycetes; Eurotiales; Aspergillaceae
Exons: 1
Coding region: 1-213 (70 amino acids)
Source: RefSeq, a predicted model, not a curated record
AUGUCUCGUUACGUGACCACUGUCGAUUCAGCAGAUCGUCCUCAUGUCGCAUACCGUCACCCUGUUUGCGGGGAGCUGGGAGGAGCGCGUGGCACUCUGGACACAGCGGGACCUGCAGCCGUGGGAGGGUUGUUGGGGUGGAGGGAUUGGAAGGAGCGUCAUCGCUCCUCCGCUCCUUCCUGGUUUGAUUUGUUGGGUUGUGCCGAUGUAUAG